AUGCAGCUGAGACAGAGCCAGAGUUCCAAAAUCCAAAGGACUCUUCACCUGAUCAUCCAGUGCCCCGCUUACUACAAAUACAUCACAAAUUUGAACAACAUUGUUAUCCUAACAAAAAGAGAAAGGGAGAUCAUCAAGAUGUGGAAGUUCGUCAGAAAUUUGCAUGCUGCGGUGGUUUUGACAACCAUAGCAAUGGCUGUUAUGGCACAUCCCUCAACUCAGCAAGCCGUGACGAAGCUUCAUGUGAAAAAUGAGCUAUGCGGUCUCAGACUGAUAGUGCAUUGUGCAUCCAAAGACGACGAUCUUCAUGCCCACGUGCUCGACACGGGCUCUGCUUUCAGUUGGGAGUUCGAAUCGGUGAAUUUCAUUUGUACAACUGUUUUUUGGUGCAACCUCGCAGUCCGGAACAACCAUCUUUCUUUCACCGCGUAUAACGCGGCAAUUCGUAAUAGACAUGAGCAUUGGGUUGUCAACGAGAAGGGAGUUUUUACUGUAGGACAUCGUUUGAUUUCUGAAUGGAGGUAUGGAGCGUUGUCUGUCGAUAAAUCACAUUGUAACGUUGGGCCUUGA
This is a messenger RNA of Linum tenue, 570 nucleotides long. NCBI's taxonomy places the organism in Eukaryota, Viridiplantae, Streptophyta, Magnoliopsida, Malpighiales, Linaceae. The record is from the annotation of a GenBank genome assembly.